Rotaria sp. Silwood2 is the source of this 1140-nucleotide messenger RNA. The record is from the annotation of a GenBank genome assembly. Lineage: Eukaryota; Metazoa; Rotifera; Eurotatoria; Philodinida; Philodinidae.
AUGGAAUUACGUGUUGGCCAUAAAUAUCGUCUCGGACGAAAAAUUGGUUCAGGAUCAUUUGGUGAUAUUUAUUUAGGUACAAAUAUAGCAUCAAAUGAAGAAGUUGCUAUUAAACUUGAAAGUUCACGUACAAAACAUCCUCAAUUACAUAUUGAAUCUAAAAUUUAUCGUCUUAUGCAAGGUGGUGUUGGAAUACCAGUUAUUAAAUGGUGUGGUGCCGAAGGAGAUUAUAAUGUACUUGUUAUGGAUUUACUUGGACCAUCUUUAGAAGAUUUAUUUAAUUUUUGUUCAAGAAAAUUUUCACUUAAAACCGUACUUUUACUUGCUGAUCAAAUGGUCAGUCGUGUUGAUUUUAUUCAUUCGAAAAAUUUCAUUCAUCGAGAUAUUAAACCUGACAAUUUUUUAAUGGGUAUUGGUCGUAAAGGCAAUCUUGUGUAUAUCAUUGAUUUUGGUCUUGCAAAAAAAUAUCGUGAUGCACGUACACAUCAACAUAUACCCUAUCGAGAAAAUAAGAAUUUAACUGGCACAGCACGUUAUGCUUCAAUCAAUACACAUCUUGGCAUUGAACAAAGUCGUCGAGAUGAUAUGGAAUCUCUUGGCUAUGUACUUAUGUAUUUUAAUCGCGGUAGUCUUCCGUGGCAAGGUUUAAAAGCAGCAACAAAACGUCAAAAAUAUGAACGUAUAAGUGAAAAGAAAAUGUCAACACCAAUUGAAGAAUUAUGUAAAGGUUUUCCUGUUGAAUUUACAACUUAUUUGUCUUAUUGUCGUUCAUUACGUUUUGAUGAUAAACCAGAUUAUUCAUAUUUACGACAAUUAUUUCGUAAUGUAUUUCAUCGACAAGGUUUUACAUAUGAUUAUAUAUUCGAUUGGAAUAUGCUUAAAUUUAGCGGUCAACGCUUUGAUACGAACAGUGUUAAUGACGGCUCAGCCAAUAAAAUUGAAACUAAUGGAUAUAGUGCUAGUGGUAAUGCUCCACAACAAAUGUAUACUAGUACAAACAAUCAAGGUGUGUGUCGACGAACUUCUAAAGAUAUCCAUCAAAUACAACCACAACAAUCAACAUCGAAUAAUUCCAAACAACAAAUACCGAUUGGGACAGAUACAGGUCGAUCAUCAUCAGCGCGUGCUCCUAAAAAAUAA